CCGAGCCGCCACCGCCACCGAGCCGCGGGCGCCGCGAUGCAGAGGCCUGGGGAGCCCGGCGUCGCGCGCUUCGGACUGCCCGAGGGUUGCGCCGACCACCCACCGCAUCGCUACCGCAGCUUCAUGAUCGAGGAGAUCCUCACCGAGCCGCCGGGGCCCAAGGGCGCCGCGCCCGCCGCCGCCGCCGCCGCCGCCGCGGGCGAGCUGCUCAAGUUCGGCGUUCAGGCGCUGCUGGCUGCGCGGCCCUUCCACAGCCACCUGGCCGUGUUGAAGGCGGAGCAGGCGGCUGUGUUUAAGUUCCCGCUGGCGCCGCUGGGCUGCUCCGGGCUAGGCUCCGCGUUACUGGCCGCAGGGCCUGGACUGUCCGGCGCCCCUGGCGCGCCGCACCUGCCUCUUGAGCUGCAGCUCCGCGGAAAGUUGGAGACGCCGGGCAGCGGGGAGCCGGGCGCCAAGGCCAAGAAGGGGCGUCGGAGCCGCACGGUGUUCACUGAGCUGCAGCUGAUGGGCCUAGAGAAACGCUUUGAGAAACAGAAGUACCUCUCCACCCCGGACAGAAUAGAUCUCGCUGAAUCCCUGGGCCUGAGCCAGUUGCAGGUGAAGACGUGGUACCAGAAUCGGAGGAUGAAAUGGAAGAAAAUAGUGCUGCAGGGCGGCGGCCUGGAGUCUCCCACCAAGCCCAAGGGGCGGCCCAAGAAGAACUCCAUUCCCACGAGCGAGCAGCUCACGGAGCAGGAGCGCGCCAAGGAGGCAGAGAAGCCGGCAGAGGCACCAGGCGAAACCAUCGACAGGAGCCGCGAGGACUGAGCGCGCAAAGCGUCGACCGAGGCUCCUUCCGCCCGCUGGAAGCCGCGAGCCGGCCCUUCUGCGGCCACGCCGUUUACUUUAUAAACGUUUUAUUAUUACCUUGAAGGCGGACAGUUAGGGGCCAAGCAAGAAAGGACACAGACCCUGCAGCCAAGCCCGGCCCCAGCGUGCUCCCAGCCCUGGCCUGGAGACUCGUGUCCCGCGCAGCGGACGAACACCUGGUUCCAGAGCUCCGCGCGCAUUCACGCCCCGCUCCUCUCCCGCACCCCCACCCGCCUCCGCCGGCCCUCUGCGUCCUGACGCGGCCGGCACACACUAGCUUCCGCCCGUCGGGGACCCCAC
Lontra canadensis (Northern American river otter) is the source of this 1146-nucleotide messenger RNA. RefSeq names its product BARX homeobox 1 (gene BARX1). Bases 37 to 804 code for a protein of 255 amino acids. Gene Ontology annotation, molecular function: RNA polymerase II transcription regulatory region sequence-specific DNA binding; DNA-binding transcription factor activity, RNA polymerase II-specific. The transcript is spliced from 4 exons. Gene Ontology annotation, cellular component: nucleus. Gene Ontology annotation, biological process: regulation of transcription by RNA polymerase II. The record is from RefSeq and is a predicted model, not a curated record. NCBI's taxonomy places the organism in Eukaryota, Metazoa, Chordata, Mammalia, Carnivora, Mustelidae.